Messenger RNA from Triticum turgidum subsp. durum (durum wheat), 1101 nucleotides. The record is from the annotation of a GenBank genome assembly. NCBI's taxonomy places the organism in Eukaryota, Viridiplantae, Streptophyta, Magnoliopsida, Poales, Poaceae.
AUGGAUCAGAGGAAGGCCCUGUUCCGCGCCAAGCUCCGCGAGGCCAAGGAGAAGCAGGAGAAGCGCAUCGACCCCUCGCUCGUCAGGUAUAAUGAAUAUGAUCAGCCCAUCUGUAGGGUCUGCAACGUUACGUUGAAAUCCGAAGCACUUUGGCCUGCGCACCAGGUUUCACGGAAACAUCAUGAGGCAAAAGCCGCUGCAGCCGCUAAAGUUACACCAGCUGCAGCUCCUCGUGGCAAUAAUGUCAGUCAUGAACGACCAGCUGAGCCUCAGAAAGCAAAAUCCUCUCCGAUGCCUGCCAAUUUUUUUGACAAUCAGGGAACGAAAAGGCAAAGUGAUGGUACUGGUUCUGAGGGAAGGUCUGUACGUCAUCAAGUGGCUAAUGCUCAACCAGCAACCAAAGAAGCAAGUGCAAAUAAACCAUCUGUCAGGAUGGACCAAGCACCCAAUAAAGGGAAUAAAAGCAGUACCGACGUGAAAGGAAUUCUUCCAGGGAAUUUUUUUGAUUAUGCAGAAGAAGAUGAAGAUGAAGUUCCAACUCCUGCUCCAGCUCCAAAGGAGCCCAAUAGGACUUCGGGCAAUACCACCAACCCCAAUCCCGUGCAGGUGAAAGGUGUCCCAGAUGGCUUCUUCGAUAGCAGUAACACACAGUCCAGUGAAACCAGUGCAUCGUCUCAAGCGGCGAAUAAUCUGGAAACUGCUCAAGUAAAAGCUCUGCCCGAAGGAUUCUUCGAUAACAAAGAUGCGGAUCUCCGCGCACGCGGUAUUCAACCUCCAAAAGUUGACAUCAACGAUGCAUACAAAGAAUUUGAAAAGGAAAUUCAGGAAGACCUCCAGGAAGUUGAUGACCGCCUCGAAGAAGAGGAGAUUGAUGCUGCUGCUGAGAGGGAAGAGUACUUGACCUUAGAGCAAGAGGAGUACAGGCAGCGAGUAGAUAUGCUGAAGAAACAGCUCACCGAGUCAAAAGCCGCACGGACUGCUAAGGCGAACAGCAAACCCAUCGGCAUGGACACGGAUUCCAGCGCCAGCGACUCAUCGAGCGACGACGAAGAAGACGGCACAGAUUUUGCUGUUGACUGGAGAGCGCAGUAUAUGAAAUGA